Vigna radiata var. radiata (mung bean) is the source of this 963-nucleotide messenger RNA. RefSeq lists its product as uncharacterized. The coding region runs from base 1 to 963 and encodes 320 amino acids. The transcript is spliced from 3 exons. The record is from RefSeq and is a predicted model, not a curated record. Lineage: Eukaryota; Viridiplantae; Streptophyta; Magnoliopsida; Fabales; Fabaceae.
AUGGCUGGAGAAAACAAUGGUAGACGCACUAUGGUGGAUCACACCACUGUUGUUGGCCCUCAUCACUAUAAUAGCAUUGCAAGGCCGAGGGUCAAUGCUGCAAACAUGGAGGUGAAACCAGCGUUGAUACAAUUGAUGAAGAGCAACCAAUUCAAUGGACUAUCUUAUGAAAGUCCAUAUGAACAUCUGACCACAUUCAACGAGAUUUACAACACUGUGAAGAUCAAUGGUGUGCUGGAUGAAGCUAUAAAGCUUAUUUUGUUUCCUUUCUCAUUGGGAGUUACUGUGUAUGCAAGAGUUUUAAAAAGUUUCCUUGAAAAGAAGAGAUAUCUAGAUGACGAAACUAUUUAUGAACAGGGUGGUUCUAGUGUCUUGUUGAAGAAAUCACGUCCUCCAAAAGUGAAGGAUCCAGGAAGUUUUACCAUUCCUUGCAUCAUCGGGAAUGUAAAAAUAGGGAAAGCCCUAAUUGACUUAGGGUCAAGCAUUAAUUUGAUGCCCCUAUCUGUGCUCAAGAAGAUUGGUGGUCUUAAAGUAAAGCCGACAGAGAUCUCUUUGCUAAUGGAGGAUGGAUCAGCUAAGAAACCCUAUGGUGUGGUGGAAGAUGUUGUUAUUCGAGUUGAGAAACUUGAAUCCCUGAUUGACUUUGUGGUGAUAGAGAUGGAGGAGGACAAAGAGAUCCCAAUUAUUCUUGGAAGGCCGUUCAUGAAAACGGCAAAAGUUAGGGAAGAAGGUAGAGAUGACAAAGGAAGGAUGGUUCACUAUGACUUGGAGAAUGCACAAUUUAAACUGGGCACCCCUAUGAGAUUCAAGAACAAGUUAUGGGUUGUGAAAGAUUUCAAAGAGAAUGGAGUGAUAGAGAUUGAAGCUCCAUAUUCUAGACAAGUCAAAAAGGUGGAUCAGAAGCAGUUGAUGAGUUGGUGUGAUGAAAGCAAGAGAAACACCAACAUUGGAGACGAAACUUGA